AUGCCGUAUUACCUUAAGCGGGAAGACAGUGACCUUUCUAUCAUGGCGGACGUGAAAUUACCUCCACUACCUUCAUCUCCGUCGAAGACAUUUUCUCGGAAGCACACAGUAUUGUCCACAACCUCAGUGAAGAAAAAAGACGACGAAAAAGACGAGCCAGAAUCGACUAGUCCUCGCCUGGAAUCUCGGAAUCUUUCUCGGGCGUCUUUUAAGGCUCUGCAAAGGAAGAGGAAGACAAAAUUCACACUUGAAAAUGCCACUACAUUUGAUCCGAGCGAACCGUACGAUUUCGAUGAAGAUGAGGAAGACGCUCCAAAAGCGGAACGCUAUGCAACUCAGAUCGAACAAUGUCGUGCAUUAUAUCGGAAGUCAUGUAAACGAAAGGGUUUAAUUCCAAUCAAAAAGGUCUUACAGCAGAUUGGUCAGACAGUGUUCUCAAUAGACGACCUCCAGUUGUCCGCACGUGAACUUAAAGUCAUUUUCGUCAGUAUUGCAAAUAACCUUGAUGUCUUGGAACUCGAUCUGUCUGGAAACAAACUCGGGGUGAAGGAAAUCAGCUACUUGUGCCAAAUACUGAAAUCUAAUAAACAACUGAGUGUGGUAAUAAUGAGAAAAUGUAACCUUCAUGGUCCAGCCAUGAAGAACUUAGCGGACUUCUUGUCAACAUCAAAUACUUUACGGAAACUGGACCUGGGUGAUAAUGACUUGGAUGAUAACGACGCCCCACACGUUGCAAAAAUAAUCGAGAAAAACGAAAGUAUCGGUCAAUUAAUCCUGUCACAGAACAAGCUUGGAGAGAGUGCUAUUAUGAUCGGUCACGCCAUCAAAGAAAACGAGAUAAUGGUUAGCCUUGACCUUAGCUGGAACCAUAUACGGGGUUACGGUGCUGUAGGGAUCGCCCAGGGCUUAGAGAAAAACGUGAAAUUGACAACAGUGAAUCUAGCAUGGAAUGGUUUUGGGUUUGAAGGUUGUGUUGCCCUGUCUCGUGUAUUAGAAAAUAACUCCACUUUGAUGAGCCUCGAUCUGGCCAAUAAUCGUGUGCAUCCACCUGCUUUGUUUGAACUUAUAAAGGGUUUGGAGAAAAACAAGACACUAGCAUCCUUAAGAUUAGCGCACAACCCUAUUACUGCUCCGAUGACCUCCAUUUUACUGAAUCGAAUACUACAUGCCAAGGAAAACACAAUGAAAGAACUGGAUAUCGAGGGAGUUGUUGUAGACAAGGAUUUCCAGCCCAUACUUGAUGAACUACAAAAAAACAGGAUGUUUAUAGUGCGAUACGAUAUGGCACUACCUCUAAACAAAGCCAAGGUUUUCAAGGCCGAUCCUAAAAACAUAUUUAACAUAGAUCCCAUCAGGAUACUCUUCUUCAUGAAGGAACAUCUACGUACCAUCGACCUGUUCCUGAAGAUAGACAAGGACUCUGACAACUCCCUCACGCGAGAGGAAAUGCAGUUUGCUUUCGAGUUGGAAGGUUACCCGAUCAGCAGUGCUGCUUUAGACUCCGUCAUGAGUUACCUUGACACCAACAAAGACGGCUCUGUAGAUCUGCUGAUUGAUAGGUUAGAAACCGGGGUGAAAAGGAUGGAACGACGGUAUCCAGGUACCUACAGAGAAUUCAUUGAAGGGGAACGGAAACUUAAACGAAAGAUCAUCAAGGAAAGAGAGGAAAAUCGAGCUGAAGCGCUUCGCACCCCUAACGCUAAAAUCCAAGGGGACAAAAAACAGUUUUCACAAGCAUUUGGAGCCCCUAAAGACGUAAGAAGCCCCAUUUCCAAAAAGGCAGGGUGA
Molecule: messenger RNA, 1788 nt
Organism: Ylistrum balloti
Lineage: Eukaryota; Metazoa; Mollusca; Bivalvia; Pectinida; Pectinidae
Product: leucine-rich repeat-containing protein 74B-like
Exons: 14
Coding region: 1-1788 (595 amino acids)
Molecular function (GO): calcium ion binding; protein binding
Source: RefSeq, a predicted model, not a curated record